Molecule: messenger RNA, 1089 nt
Organism: Prorocentrum cordatum
Lineage: Eukaryota; Dinophyceae; Prorocentrales; Prorocentraceae
Source: the annotation of a GenBank genome assembly
AGCCGUUCUGGCUCAAGCCGUUUCGAUUCCAUCUCUCGGAUUGCCAAGCCCGCUGCGGUCCUGGGGUUGGGGCCGCGAACAUCGAGCGGCCGCGAGCCACGGCAGACGACGACGAGCCCACGUUCGACACGGUUGAGUCGGGGUCCUCGCACACGUACCCGCAGCAGUGCGGAGAGCUUCGCAGGGGCUCGAUGGGGAUGAUCAAGGGCAAAGCCUGCAAGGUGGCAGAGAUCUCCACGUCGAAGACGGGCAAGCACGGGCACGCGAAGGCCCACAUCGUGGCGCUGGACAGCUUCACGGGGAAGAAGUGCGAGGACUUGUGCCCCACGUCGCACAACAUGGAGAUUCCUUUCACGAAGCGCACGGAGUACCAGCUGCUUUCAGCCGACGAAUCUACAGGCGAAGUCAGUCUGCUUCUGGAGUCUGGCGAGACGAAGGACGACCUGAACCUACCCACCUUCGUGAAGACGGGCGAGCCAACCGAUGAAGACAAGAAGGUGGUCGAGGACAUCUUGAAGAUGCAGGAGCCGUUCUGGCUCAAGCCGUUUCGAUUCCAUCUCUCAGAUUGCCAAGCCCGCUGCCGCGGUCCUGGGGCCGGGGCUGCGGCCGUCGAGCGGCCGAUCAGCUUGCAAGAGGCCGGGGCCCCACAGUGGCCCACGAGGCGUGGCCCUGGUGCGUGCCGCCGAGGAGGCCUCCCCCAGGCGUGCGGAGAGGCUCCCGUGAGCGCCGGUGCGAGGCUCGGCGGGCCGGCCCCGCACACGCUGGGAACGAAGAAUGACAUAAGCAGAAACCUCGGAGGUCCGCGCGGGUUUCUAGGAUCGGCGCUGGACCCCCCCUCUGCGCUCCGCGUCGCAUGCCCUCCUGGUGAUCGUCGCAGGGCAUCCCCCCCUGCGCUCCGCGUCGCAGGGCGGCCCGCCUCUGGUGAUCGUCGCAGGGCUGGCGAAGUCCGCUUGUCAGGCGAUUCGACCAGCCGGAGGAGUGCGCGACGUCAGCGGACCCCUGGGUCCAGGCUCAGGUCGGACAUGUCCCCUUGCAGGCGGACUUUGGACCAAACAUCGAAAGUACCAACAUGUUUCGAGCACAGUGAAA